Messenger RNA from Agrilus planipennis (emerald ash borer), 2467 nucleotides. RefSeq names its product titin. The transcript has 13 exons. Gene Ontology annotation, molecular function: protein binding. The coding region runs from base 3 to 2405 and encodes 800 amino acids. NCBI's taxonomy places the organism in Eukaryota, Metazoa, Arthropoda, Insecta, Coleoptera, Buprestidae. The record is from RefSeq and is a predicted model, not a curated record.
CCAUGGAAGACGUCCAGGGAGUCCUGGGAAAGAAAAAAGGCCUGCCUUGCGACAUAACACCGGGUCAAAGAGAACGGAAUGACGGUGUGGCGAUGGUACUAUGGUUCAGGGACGGAUUUGGAGAACCAUUCUACAGUUUUGACGUGAGGAGUCGGCAAUUCAGCCAGGCAAGGUUGUGGUCCUCACCGACGAUUUUUGGCCCGCGAGUUUUUUUUCGAGCAGCCACUAAUCCAGCGACCCUUGUUAUAAACGAUAUUAAAUUGUCGGAUGAGGGCAUAUACAGAUGUCGGGUCGAUUUUCGUAAUUCGCCCACUCGGAACAGCAAGGUCAACUUCACAGUCAUCAUUCCUCCAGAAAAGCCGAUUAUCUACGACGAGAAACGAAGAGAUAAAACGGGACUUCUGGACCCGUACAACGAAGGCUCCGACGUCAACCUAAUUUGUGAAGUGAGUGGGGGACGUCCAAAGCCUAAGGUUGUAUGGUUCCUGGAGAACACAUUAAUAGACGAUUCGUAUGAGGUUCGUGACGACGGAAUUGUCGUCAAUCACCUGCACUUUCCCAACAUUGGUCGUCAACAUCUCAAAGCCAGACUGAUUUGCCAAGCUUCCAACACCAUCCUGACACCACCGUCUUCGAAAGUUGUCAUCCUCGACAUUAACUUGAAACCCACCUCUGUCAACAUUUUAACGAAAGAGAAGCAGUAUUCUGCUGAUAAACGUUACGAUAUAGAAUGCCGCACGUCAGGGUCCAGACCAGAGGCUGUUAUCACUUGGUGGAAGGGCAGUCGACCGAUAAAAAGAUUAGCGAAAAACUUUCCAGAACAAGAUAACCAAACAAUGAGUAUUUUAACGUUAGUUCCAACUAUCGAAGAUGAUGGGAAAUACUUGACAUGUCGCGCUGAAAACCCGUCCAUUCCAGACAGCGCGCUUGAAAACAAGUGGAGACUGAAUGUUCACUACAUGCCUGUAGUAACGCUCAAAAUGGGAUCGAGUUUGAACCCCGAAGACAUCAAAGAAGGAGAUGAUGUUUACUUUGAAUGCAACGUUAGAGCCAAUCCGAAAGCUUACAAACUCUCUUGGUUUCAUGACGUUACCGAAAUACAUCACAACGUUUCGGCUGGGAUAAUAUUAAGCGAUCACAGCCUCGUCUUGCAAAGUGUCACGAAAGCCACGGCAGGGAAAUUCAUUUGUCGUGCGACGAACACAGAAGGGCGAGGGACAAGCAACCCCGUUGUCCUCGACGUAAGGUAUUCUCCGAUAUGUAAACAAGAAAAAGAGGAGCUUUAUGGUGCUUUAAAGCAGGAGACGGUGCUUUUAAAAUGUGAACUGGACGCUAAUCCAAACAUUGUGACCUUUCACUGGACAUUCAAUAAUUCUGGUGAUCAAACAGAAGUGCCAGCCACGAGGUUUACAAGCGAACAUGCAACCUCACGACUCAACUACACACCCAUAUCCGACAUGGACUACGGAACUCUCUCCUGCUGGGGAGAAAAUGCUAUCGGCCACCAACGAUCCCCUUGCGUCUUUCAAGUUGUAACAGCAGGUAGACCGUAUCCCUUAUUAAAUUGCACGGUUAUAAACCAAAGUUCGAAUGCGUUAGAAGUUGAAUGUGUGGAGAGUUUCGACGGCGGUCUGCCCCAGAGCUUCAUCAUGGAAGUUCUAGAGCUGCCGUCUCUCGAGUCUAAGCUCAACGUCACGACGCACAAGGCGCCUCCGACGUUUUACGCGGAAGGUCUUGAUGCAACCGCAAGUUACAGGAUAUUAAUGUAUGCCGUAAAUGCGAAGGGACGGAGCGACCCAGCAGUGAUUGAUGCGGUAACCUUCAAAGGGGUUGCCAAAUUCACAGGACAGGCGUCCAUGACCAUGAGUCCGUUAUUCAUGGGACUCCUGGGCACUGCAGGAAUAUUAGCGACAGGCGUUUGUCUCGUAUUUGCGGCUCUAUGCCGAAAACAUUAUACGAAACCGUGUCACCGAUCCGAAGGUGUUACGAAACAUAUCCCGAUGGAGGCUGUCAUGGCUACCGACGAUUUGGUUGACAGUCCUGUCACAGACCACAGGGGAUCCGCCAACUUGGAGCCGCUGUUCGCCGAUUCUCUUAAGAAUAUCGUAGAAAUAACCGACCCCGAUAUUAUAAGGAAUCAAUACGGUAAUGGGAUAGAAAGAAAAUCCAGCCAAACGUUUACAAAAACAUAUCAAGAGACUGACUCAAGAGUAGCUGAAGACGAGAACGACGAAGAAUUCAGGUUUCUAGCCAAAGAAAACGUUCAAAGUCCUAACAAAAAUAUUUAUAAAUCACUACAGAGGUCCGUGCGAACGCCUUCGACCAUUCAACCAUCCUUAGCGCAGAAAUACAGAGGUCAUGAAAUAGUUACGACUUCUAAUCGGAUACAAGAGAGCUGUAUCUAAGUGAAUGUGUUUGUAUUGUUUAAAGUAUAUUUGAACGUAAUAAAUUUAUUCCUGUUUCUUUU